GAUUCAUCUCAAAAUAUCGUCGCAUCUUCGAAAUUCCCCCUAGAACAAGCAAGGGAGGCAGGCCAGCCAAGCUUACCACCCAUGCCCGGCGUCUCCUGGUUCGCACUAUCACCUCUGGAAAGGCAGAUACUGCUCCUGAAGUUAAGAGGGCUCUGGGAUUGA
Molecule: messenger RNA, 162 nt
Organism: Acaulospora colombiana
Lineage: Eukaryota; Fungi; Glomeromycota; Glomeromycetes; Diversisporales; Acaulosporaceae
Source: the annotation of a GenBank genome assembly